AUGAAGCCGUGGCUCUGGAAUUUCGAUAUAGACCGCUACGUCGACUCUCUGGUACCGUCACCGCCAUGGCUAUACCUCCCCCGUCCCGUGUCGUGGUUCCUCGGCCAUCGCCGCGAGGACGACGAGCCGCCAGAGAUGGGCAACCUGGAACCCAUAGCGUGGGCCUUUGCAGGUGUAUUCAGCAGCAUCCUCCUCAUCGAGGGUGUGGGGAAGCGCAUCGCCGCGUUUGAAGCCCAUUCGGCGCCGCUGAUGGUCGGCAGCUUUGGAGCCAUGGCCGUUCUGGAAUUCUACGCCAUAGACUCGCCGCUGGCGCAGCCCCGCGGCGCCGUAUUCGGAAACCUCAUCGCCAGCUUCCUGGGCGUAUGCGUGCAGAAGCUUUUCCUCAUGGGCGACGACUUCGAGGGCACGCGCUGGGUCGGGGGCGCCCUGGCCUGCGCGGCCGCCACGUCGGCCAUGGCCCUCACCGGGACGGUGCACCCUCCCGCCGGGGCCGCCGCGCUCCUCGCCGUGCUGGACGACGACGUCCUCCGUCUGGGAUGGUGGUACCUUCCCCUCGUGAUGCUGGGCGUCUCGCUGAUGCUCUCCGUCGCCGUCGUCGUGAACAACAUCCGUCGACGGUUCCCGCUGUACUGGUGGACUGCCGGGAGUCUGCGCGUGCCCGACGACGGCAAGCCAAGCCAGCAAGAGGCGAGGGGACGAGAAGAAGGAGAAGGAGAAGAGAAAGAAGGAGGAGGAGAGCAAGAGCGAGAACGAGAACAACAAGAAGGGAGGAGGGGGGAGGGGGAAAGGGAGGACGUCGAGUCUCGGGCUAGUGCGCACCAGCUCUCACUCAUGCACGGGAAGGAUGGUGAGAUCGUUAUACGUCCCGGUUUCGUCAGCCUCCCCAGGCAUCUGGUUCUGGAGGAGGGUGAGAGGGCCUUUCUGGAGAGUUUAAGGUAUAGGCUGUGA
Molecule: messenger RNA, 948 nt
Organism: Geosmithia morbida
Lineage: Eukaryota; Fungi; Ascomycota; Sordariomycetes; Hypocreales; Bionectriaceae
Product: HPP family
Exons: 2
Coding region: 1-948 (315 amino acids)
Source: RefSeq, a predicted model, not a curated record